AUGGAAUACAACAUCCUGAUCACUGGUGUUUCCGGUUAUCUCGGAGGAACAUUGUUGAAUCGGCUAAAGAAUGCACCCCUCCCAAAAUACCACAAGUUAUUCGCGCUUAUACGGAAUCCCGACCAAGCCCACGCAGUCAAGCAAUAUGCUGCUGAGCCCUUGGUGUUCGACAUCCAUGAUUACGAAAGUGUACUAGACAAUAUUCAGAAGUAUAAAAUCAAUGUCGUAUUCUCUUUGGUCGAUGCAUACAGCUCUACAUGUCAAGAGCACUUUAUAAGAGCGCUGAGCGAACUGAAGAAAAAGACCGGGCAGGUGGUGCACUUUCUGCAUACCAGUGGAGCCAAGGCUUUUUCUGAUCAUGCGGGUGCUCCCGUUGAUAGGACCAUUCUUGAUACUGAGCAUAGUCUGCUUGAACUGCAGAAGUCGCAACACACCGAUCUCCCCGCAUUACAACAGCUUGUGGGUGCCAACACGAAGAUUGUUGAGCUGAGCGAAAGUCUGGGUGUUAGAAGCUAUAUCUUCUGCCCUUGUAUGGUCUAUGGCAAAGGUGAAGGAUUCGGCAACCAGGUCUCUAUUCAGACUGUUGCUAUAGUUAGUACUGCUAGGGCUACGGGACACGUCCGCAACCUCAACGAGUCCCAACAGGCGGAGGGCUUCUAUCUCGCAUCCAGCGGCCGGGUUGCCUGGAAGGAUGUUUACGCAUCCAUCGGGGCUGCUUUGUUCAAACGAGGUCUGAUAAAAGAUAGUGCUGUCCACCCCGCCGAUGAGAAGGUGCUUGCCGCAAUGGCCGAGACACUCAAGUCGUCAACGGAUAUGGUGGCUCCUCAAUUGAGUGGAGAGUGCACGUUUACGGCCAAGCAUGGUUAUGAAAUCGGAUGGAAGCCUUUGUUCCCGCCGGACCAUAUUUUCGAAGUCAUGGACGAAGAAGUUAAUCUUAUUCUUUCGAGCAACGCAGAUAAAUCCGAAAGGACACAGAGAAAUGGUGCUUUCUAA
This is a messenger RNA of Aspergillus welwitschiae, 993 nucleotides long. RefSeq lists its product as uncharacterized. Lineage: Eukaryota; Fungi; Ascomycota; Eurotiomycetes; Eurotiales; Aspergillaceae. The transcript is spliced from 6 exons. The coding region runs from base 1 to 993 and encodes 330 amino acids. The record is from RefSeq and is a predicted model, not a curated record.